This is a messenger RNA of Malania oleifera, 1307 nucleotides long. Its product is annotated as THO complex subunit 4B-like. Bases 241 to 945 code for a protein of 234 amino acids. The record is from RefSeq and is a predicted model, not a curated record. Gene Ontology annotation, biological process: mRNA export from nucleus. NCBI's taxonomy places the organism in Eukaryota, Viridiplantae, Streptophyta, Magnoliopsida, Santalales, Ximeniaceae. Gene Ontology annotation, cellular component: nucleus. Gene Ontology annotation, molecular function: mRNA binding. The transcript is spliced from 5 exons.
CCGAAAUACAUGUUCCCAAACGGCGCCUUAGAGCGCCGCUCAUUUUUGUGGACAGGUCCUCUGGCGUGCAUGCUUUUGGAGUACUGGUAUAGUGGUAUGGUAUGUACUAAUUUGUUUGUCUGCAAAACCGUCGCAGGGAGGCUUUACUGCUCGGCGCCUUAAACCCAUAGCUACUGGAUAGAAGUGCGGUGCUUCACAAACCCUAGCUACACUCCGAACUCCCCGUUCUUCGCCAAGAAAAUGUCCGGUGCUCUGGACAUGUCCCUUGAUGAUCUCAUUCAAAAAAACAAGAGAUCCGCCGGAUACAGAGGCGGAGGCCGAAGCAGAGGAAGCAGGGGCGGCGGCAGAAGCUUCGGUUCCGGUCCGACUCGCCGAUUCGCAACUCGCCCUCUCACCCGCCCCACUCCCUACUCGCUUCCACAGGAAGUGUUGAGGAGUGGAAGCCGGUCGAGCAUGGAGGCAGACGCUAAGCUGUACAUUUCAAAUUUGGAUUAUGGUGUAUCUAAUGACGAUAUAAAGGUGCUCUUCUCAGAGGUAGGUGACCUGAAACGAUACUCAGUCCAUUAUGACAGGAGUGGAAGAUCGAAGGGAACAGCUGAAGUCGUUUUCUCACAUCAUACAGAUGCUCUGGCUGCCAUGAAGAGAUACAAUAAUGUUCAACUUGAUGGGAAACCAAUGAAAGUAGAGCUUGUUGGAGUGAAUUUUGUUACUCCUGCUGCUGCACCUCCACCUACAAUUGGUAUAUUGGGAAGUCCACAAGGCACCUUCAGAAGGCAACAGAUGGUUGGUAAUCAGGGAUGGUUUCGUGGUGGAGGCAGUGUUGGCCCUGGACGUGGAUCUGGGAGGGGCCGAGGACAAGGUACAGGACGGGGUGAGAGGAUAUCUGCUGAAGAUCUUGAUGCUGAUCUGGACAAGUAUCACUUUGAGGCUAUGCAAAUAAACUGAAGUUCCAUCUCAUUUUCAGCAGUUGGCUGUAUAGGUUUUUUGUUGGCGGGCUGGCUGGCUUGAUGCAUUUUUACCCAAGGAUAUGGUUGUUAAAAUCAGAAAGUGCCCUUUUUUGUUGCCUUAGAUGGAAGAAACCUAGGUAGUGGAUGCUGGUUGAAUUACAUAUGGAGCAUCAACCAUUUAAAUGACCCUCUCUUUUCUAUACCAUUUGGAAGUCAGCGGGAGAUGCCUGCUGUAUUUUCCCGUUUGGUUUUGUCAGUAAGCUGAUUUAGGGCGAGUUUGACAUCACUGUUGUUGCAUCAUUUUUUUCUUUUUAAAAAUAAAAGAUGAGUUGAACAUAUUUGUUAACCAACUCUUUACAA